This is a messenger RNA of Aspergillus saccharolyticus JOP 1030-1, 756 nucleotides long. RefSeq names its product dienelactone hydrolase family protein. Gene Ontology annotation, molecular function: hydrolase activity. Bases 1 to 756 code for a protein of 251 amino acids. Lineage: Eukaryota; Fungi; Ascomycota; Eurotiomycetes; Eurotiales; Aspergillaceae. The record is from RefSeq and is a predicted model, not a curated record. The transcript is spliced from 4 exons.
AUGUCUAUCAACAAGGCCUGCUGCUCGAUCCCCCCCGUCGUCGCCAAGGGCUACCAGCCCAAGGGUGAAUACAAGACCCUCGGAGGCUUGAAGACCUACGUGACCGGCCCGGAGUCAGCCUCCAAAGCCAUCCUCGUCAUCUACGACAUCUUCGGCUUCUUCCCCCAAACCCUGCAAGGCGCCGACAUUCUCGCCCACAGCAGCAACCAGAAAUACCGCGUCUUCAUCCCCGACUUCUUUGAAGGCGACCCCGCCGACAUCACCUGGUUCCCCCCGCAGACGGACGAGCACAAGCAGAAGCUGGGUCACUUCUUCCAAACCAAAGCCGCGCCGCCCAACACCCUGCCCAAGAUCCCGGGCGUCGUGAGCGCGGCCAACACCCUCGCCCCUGGGGGCGCGCAGUUCGAGUCCUGGUCGAUUCUGGGGUACUGCUGGGGCGGCAAGAUCGCGACGCUGGCGACGGGCGCGGAGAACUACCUCUUCAAGGCGGCCGUGCAGUGCCACCCGGCCAUGCUGGACCCCGAGGACGCCAAGAAGGUGACCGUGCCCAUGGCGGUGCUGGCGUCCAAGGAUGAGAAGCCCGAGGACGUGGAGAAGUUCGGCCAGAAUUUGGGGCAGCCGGGGUAUGUAGAGACCUUCACGGGGCAGAUCCAUGGGUGGAUGGCCGCGCGGUCGAACCUUGAAGAUGAGGAGGUCCGGAAGGAGUAUGAGCGGGGAUAUAAGACUGCGUUGGGAUUCUUGGAGAAGUAUGCUUAG